GGAUGCAAUAUCACGUGAGAUAGCACGUGACAAAUUGCGGAAGUUUAUUGGCCAUAACGUAAAUUUCUGUUAGUGCUCGAGAAUUCCAAAGACGAGAAUCCAGUUUAAAAAAUACAUAUCUCUAUAUAUACUGCACAUAUGGACGAAUCUGCUCAAUUACUGGAUGAAAAGAUUCUCACUUUCAUGGACCAAUUGGAAUUAUUGGAGGAAAAACGAGCUCGUCUCAACACCCUCAUUGAGCAGGGAUGGUUCUUCAUUUCUAAGGCGCGAUAUUCCAUGGGGAACAAACAAGUGUCAGCUCUUCAGUAUGCAAGUGAGAUAAAGCCACAGGUUUCUCUUCAUGUAAGCAGUGAGUCACCGAAGUAUAAUAGUGAGUGUCACAACACCAAUGCACCUGUUGAAGUCAUUGGCCCACAAGAGGAAGGCAUCAGAAGAAGAAUAAAACCUACAAAAGGCAGUGGUGAAAUGGAAGCAGUUGAAGAGUUGAGUCAUAAAAAAUCCCACGAAGACCUCCCAGCCUCAAAAACUGAAGAGAAUCCUCAGCAAAACCCACUUCAUUGGUUUGGCAUUUUGGUGCCACAAUCUCUGAAACAAGCCCAGAUGUCAUUCAAACAAGUCAUUGAGCUGUCUGCCGAGAUUGCAACUCUUCAGGUGCAGAUUUUGAACACAAGGCAAGAGCUAAUGCGCCGCUUUCAGGAGAAAGAUGAGAGAAAGAAGAAAAAGGGGGACCUCAGAGGAUGCUGAAGAUGAAAAUUAUCUUUUGGUUGUUCUUGAUUUAUUGGUCUUGUUUCAUUGUAAAUGUGUUGUUAACUGUGCGUAAUAAAAUCUGUUGUGGAAGAAAAUUUACAAAAAACACAUUGUAAAAUCAAGACAAGUCUGGCUACUUUGAUUAAACCUUUGGGGAUCACCCAGACACUGAUUGGACAAUUUUCCGGAUAAAGCGGAGGAGUUUGCAAUAACCACUGUGCCUGAGGAAGAACAGUCUAUCAGAGACAAGGCACAACCAAGGAGGUGUGAAUCAUUUGCCUUGCGCUUGUGGCACAUUCGUAGCCAGUUGCCUGUGUACAUCACUGUAGUCUUGUGCUGACUUGUUAGUUUGUGCUUCUGGAGUUUUACUGAAACUAUAUUUGCAAUAUUCACCUCUGGAAAGCAAAAUGAAUGCCUGUCCCUCCUUUACUCGCAACUGGGCAGAAGACUAUCAAGCAAAAGCUGAGUGAAGGGACUCUGUCAACUGAGAAUUAGGAAGCGUCACGGAAUCCCAACAUUUCUGCUUGACAGCUUUAUCACAGAUUUUAAAAUUUUUAAUUGAUUGUGCACGCCAAAAAAGUGAAAAUAUCAAACGGAUAACAGUGAUUGUUAAUAUAUGAACGAAUAACGGUAUGAAUGUGGCAGGUGUGACUAACACUUAACCCAAGUGCUAAUCCUAGUUUAGCACUGCUAAUUUAUUGAAGCGUUUUCGAGCAAAGUGAGGCUACAUGGAACUGAAAACUAUUAAUGCCCAAUACCUUUAGUUGUAUUUCUUUUAGUACAUUACACUGACAUUUAAAAUUUAAGAGCUGUUUGUAAACAUGUAUUCAUGUUAAUUUUCCUAAAUUUA
This is a messenger RNA of Syngnathoides biaculeatus (alligator pipefish), 1597 nucleotides long. RefSeq names its product coiled-coil domain containing 115 (gene vma22). Gene Ontology annotation, biological process: vacuolar proton-transporting V-type ATPase complex assembly. The record is from RefSeq and is a predicted model, not a curated record. Bases 139 to 744 code for a protein of 201 amino acids. The transcript has 5 exons. Gene Ontology annotation, cellular component: extrinsic component of endoplasmic reticulum membrane. NCBI's taxonomy places the organism in Eukaryota, Metazoa, Chordata, Actinopteri, Syngnathiformes, Syngnathidae.